This is a messenger RNA of Aureobasidium vineae, 1884 nucleotides long. NCBI's taxonomy places the organism in Eukaryota, Fungi, Ascomycota, Dothideomycetes, Dothideales, Saccotheciaceae. The record is from the annotation of a GenBank genome assembly.
AUGCGCUUCCAAACCGCGGCGCUCAGCGCUCUCUUCCUCGAGUCCGCCGCAUCCUACGACUUNCCUGAUAUGGCCCAAUCGAUACUUCCAGCGCAAACAUUGGCAAAACGGGAAAACACGACGGACAUACCUCUGCCCAUCAAUGUGGAGGCAUCACAAUACUGGGACGGUGCCGAUGGACCUUGGUCUUCAUUUCCACUUCAGGUCGGCACACCAGCGCAAGACAUUCGAGUCUUCAUCUCGACAAACGGAUACACCACUUGGACUGUGAGGCCGUUAGGAUGCCAGGGUAUGGCAGGAUCAAUAUCUGGAUGCGAAGAAUCACGCGGCGAAUUCUUCUUGACCAACACAUCUUUAACAUGGGUGCCCAACUCCAUAUUCCAAUUAGGAUUGCCGAAUGAGAUGGCCCUGGGUCUUGAUGAUGAAGCAAAUUAUGGAUUCGACACUGUCACUUUGGGAUGGCAAGGCUCUGGUGGACCUUCAGUACAACACAGCACCAUCGCAAACAUGGGUUAUUACCAAUUCUGGCUUGGAACUUUUGGUCUAAAUCCGCAACCAGCCAACUUUACAACCUACACAGAUCCUCAACCAAGUUUCAUGACCCAACUGAAGAAGAACAACACUAUCCCAAGUUUGAGUUGGGGCUAUACUGCUGGCAACCAAUAUCGUGAGUUGUUUAGAAUUUCGAGGAUGACCUUGUGGCAGAUGCUGAUUGUUGAUAGGNNUUUCUCCGGAGUUUAUGGCAGUCUCGUACUGGGUGGUUACGAUCAAUCCAAGUUUGAAGCUAUUAAUUUGACAAUCCCAUUCGGUGCCGAUGUUUCAAGGGAUCUCCUCGUUGGAGUACAGUCUAUCAAGACAGGGAAUACUGGAUUGUCAAACUCUUCUGACGCAUUCUACGCCUUGAUCGACUCGACUGUUGCCUAUCUUUACUUGCCGGAAUCCGUCUGUACAGCUUUCGAGAACGCAUUCGGCCUUGUCUACGACGAAUAUUAUCAGUACUACCUGGUCAACGAUACCAUGCACACCAAUCUUCUUGCAUUGAACAAAUCAGUCACAUUCACUCUUGGCCAAUCGACAUCUGGAGGACAAACAACCGAAAUAACACUGCCUUAUGCGGCUUUUGAUCUGGAAAUCGCGUUCCCCUAUGUAGCCAACUCGACUCGCUACUUCCCUCUGAAGCGUGCUGCGAACGACACUCAAUACACUCUGGGUCGUGCCUUCCUGCAAGAAGCAUACGUUGUUGCGGAUUACGAACGUCGCAACUUCACAGUCGCUCCUUGUGUAUGGGAGCAAAACUCAGCAUCCGAGAUCCGCACCAUCUUCUCGCCAGAUAGCAAAUUCUCAUUCGACGGAAAGAGCAAGAGCAGUGGUAUCAGUGGUGGUGCUAUUGCCGGUAUUGUGAUUGGUGUUCUCGCAAUCGUCGCCAUCCUCGCCGGAGCACUCUGGUUCAUGCGCCGCAAGAAGCAACAGAAGAAGUACGCAGCUGUGGAACUGGAAGCCAAAUCCCUCGCCGCAGCACAAACACCAUCCGGGCCCUCGUCGCCCAUGAAGGAAGAUCCUCACGCAGGCGUCAGCACACCCACCCGAGGCGAGCUUGACGGCUCCAGGCAAGUUCACGAGAUCGCUGGCCCGAGUAAACCCAAUGCAGCCGAGAUGGAUGCGCCAUGGCGUGGCGAGUUAGAUGCUGCUGGUGGCCAUCAUGAGUUCUAUGGCAAGCUACCGCAAAACACCUUUGAGAUGGAAGGAAACAAUGAGCCCAUCUUCGAGAUGGACGCCACAGCGACGCAAUUGCAUGAGUUGGAGCCCGACACUAGACGCCAGAGUUGGGACUCGGGUGAUGAUAGAGGAGAUGAGAAGAGGUAUCUGCAGAUGCAAGGAUACUGA